AUGAGCCCCCCUUCAGGAAAAGGAAAAGACGCCAAGGCUCUACUCCAGAAGACAAUCCGCUCGUUCCUCAAUUGUGGUGGCCCGCCAUAUCUGAUCCUUGACACAAGGCCACGACGGAUAUUUUGCGCACGACACCUUUCCCCCUCGACAAACAUUCCGCUGCAUCGACUGGACGGAUCGUGGUUCAAGUUACCCGCUAAACAAACGCCGUUUGCGGUUCUCGAAUCGCCACAGGAAGAUACAACCGAUGGUCAGGACGAUGAGUUUAAGAAAUUGGAGAGAUCAGAUCCCAGGGCCGAUCAAUUUGGAAGGCAGAUCAGGAGCAGCAAUAUCUUGAAGAGUCGAGGAUACAGGACAGAAUGGACAUUUGAGGAUCACCCACUCUUCUGGACGACGUUCGCCGAAGAGCUGUCUCUAUCCUCCAUGAAUAGAGAUCCUGGACAGCAUACCCAGCCUGCGCUCGAGAUCAUUGACGGAAGCAAGCCCAGCAAGGAGAGGUACAACUUCUUAUUUCAGCCGAACCCCAUCUUAGUCAAGAUCCUGCCAACAGUUGAGCGAGAACUCUUAGCCUCGCGAUCCACACAGCAAGCCAAGUCACCCCAUGGAUCGAAUCUGCUACGUUGUCUCGAUGUCGGGUGUGGAGCUGGUCGGGAUAUGAUAUAUAUGGUCGCCAGAUCAGCUAAUGGCCUGGCAAUCAACGGCGCGGAGUGGUCGGCUCUUGGGAUGGAUCAACGCGAAGACAUGUGCGGGCUUGGGCAACAGCUAGUCGACGAUACAUUUUUCCAGGAUCCUGGCGAGCAUAUCGAUGCAAAGAUAACGGAUCCCGGAAUGGAGCUGGCGACGCGCGUGGGCUUUUUGGUAGGCAAGGUCGAUUCAGAGUCCGGUGUCUUUUGGGUCUCUUCACCAUCAUCCAUACCAUCGCACCCACAGGGCAAAGCCGGUCCAUUGCGGCUACAGAAUAUUCGGUAUCACGAUGUAGUGCUCGACCAGCAACAGCAACAACUCUUGGGUAGCGCUGCAGCAACAGAGACCAAAGACCAGCGGUUCGAUCUGAUCAUCAUGAUCCGCUUUCUUCAGCGGUCAUUGUUUGCGCCCCUGGUUGAAAACUGGCUGCGCCCAGGCGGGUUUAUCAUUUUGAGCACAUUUGUAUCGGACAAGGACCUCCCUCAGUACUCCAAACCAGGGCCAGCACACCGCCUGCAGUCCAGGUCGGAGGCCAGCGACAUCUUUGAAUCGUUGGGCCUGAAUAUUGUGUCUGAGGAGGUUUCUUUGAUCGAGGACGGAAGGCGGCCAGUCGCCACAGUAGUUGCACGGAAGCCAUAG
Molecule: messenger RNA, 1323 nt
Organism: Gamsiella multidivaricata
Lineage: Eukaryota; Fungi; Mortierellomycota; Mortierellomycetes; Mortierellales; Mortierellaceae
Exons: 1
Coding region: 1-1323 (440 amino acids)
Source: RefSeq, a predicted model, not a curated record